Messenger RNA from Drosophila simulans, 729 nucleotides. It is a transcript of the gene Arpc3B, whose product is annotated as actin-related protein 2/3 complex subunit 3. Bases 197 to 670 code for a protein of 157 amino acids. The transcript is spliced from 3 exons. Gene Ontology annotation, cellular component: cytoskeleton; Arp2/3 protein complex. Gene Ontology annotation, biological process: Arp2/3 complex-mediated actin nucleation; regulation of actin filament polymerization. Gene Ontology annotation, molecular function: actin filament binding. NCBI's taxonomy places the organism in Eukaryota, Metazoa, Arthropoda, Insecta, Diptera, Drosophilidae. The record is from RefSeq and is a predicted model, not a curated record.
AUGGGCCGUUUAUUCAACUUCAAAAAGAUAACGUUUUCACAUCACUAGGAAGUUCUGAUAAAUCAUAUAUUACUAAAUCUUUUCGUUUAUUUUUAACCGUUGAAAAACAAGACAGAAGUCAUUGAAAUGCCGGUGAGUAAAAUACAACGAGGCCUUUCACUCGGAAAUAGAGGAUUUCCAAGCCUCGGUGGGGAAUAUGGCCCUUCUACCAUUACGCACCCAAGUCCGAGGACCAGCGCCCACUGUUGAUAUUCCCAACGACAUCAUCGAUGAGUCACUCUACUUCUGGAAAUCGAACAUUUUCUUCCGCACUUACGAAGUUAAGUCGGAGGUGGACAGGGUGCUUAUCUACAUAACUCUCUACAUCACGGAAUGUUUGAAGCGAUUGGCCCGCUGCACAAGCAAGUUGCAGGGUCAGCAGGAGCUCUAUACGCUGGCCAUCUCGCGGUUCGAUAUACCCGGAGAUGCGGGAUUCCCCCUGAACGGAAUCUACACCAAGCCCGAGGAUCCGGAGCUGAUGCGUCAGUACUUCCUACAGUUGCGCCAGGAAACCGGCAACAGAUUGCUGGAAAAGGUCUUCGAUACUCCGGAUGGAAAGCCGAGCAAGUGGUGGAUAUGCUUUGCCAAGAAGAAGUUCAUGGAGAAGAGUCUUUCGGGACCGGGAAUGUAGAAGACUCACUUAUAUACUGCCACCAAAAUUUACGAAUAAACUGCUUUGAAUGUAUUAAA